Molecule: messenger RNA, 1110 nt
Organism: Penicillium nucicola
Lineage: Eukaryota; Fungi; Ascomycota; Eurotiomycetes; Eurotiales; Aspergillaceae
Product: putative short-chain dehydrogenase/reductase family protein
Exons: 1
Coding region: 1-1110 (369 amino acids)
Source: RefSeq, a predicted model, not a curated record
AUGGAUCUUCGUGAUAUAGCAGCAACGACAGGCUUUGCAAGCUAUAGCUUGCGCCACCCUCGCGAGGCCCUCUCCAGCUUCGGUCCAACCGUGAACGAGGCAACCUUUGGUUUACUUGGGGCGUCCUUCAAGCCAGAUCGCGACAUCCGCAAUCUCGAUGGCAAGGUUGUCCUUGUCACUGGUGGUAACUUCCUCCUGGACUCUAUAGCUUCUCAGGUAUACACAACUGACACAAUGUAUCUCACAGGUAACGCCGGUAUAGGCAAAGAAACCAUCCUCCAACUCGCCAAGCACCGCCCCUCACGAAUCUACAUGGCCGCCCGCACCGAGAGCAAAGCGCGCGAAUCGAUUCAAUCCCUGCAAGACCAGCUGUCCUCGCCAGCGGAUAUUCGCUACCUUCCCCUCGACCUCUCCUCCUUCAAGUCGAUCCGUGCCGCCGCAGACCAGUUCCAGGCUGAGAGCGAUCGCUUGGAUAUACUCAUCCUUAAUGCGGGGACUAUGGGGAACCCGCCUACAAAAACGAUGGAAGGAUUCGAGGUCCAACUCGGCACAAACCAUAUAGGACACUUCCUAUUGACCAAAUUGUUGUUACCGACCUUGCUGCAGACCAUUGAUCAUGACCGUGCCAAGGGCGAUACCCCGGAUGUGCGCGUCGUAACUGUAGCCUCGGCUGCUCACGCGGUCGGGCCGUCGACAUUUGAGGACAUGGUUUCUACGCCUGGACUGUUGGCUGGCAGUACUUGGACUCGGUAUGGUGCUUCCAAAGCGGCUAAUAUAUUCUUUGCAGCUGAGUUGGCUCGUCGGUAUCCAGAUAUCUUGUCUGUUGCUGUGCAUCCCGGGGCUGUUGAUAGCGGCCUAUAUAGCCAUACCAAAGACCUGAACUGGAUGAUGAAGUACAGUUUAAAUGUUACUGGUUCUGCAUUCUUCCGCACUGUCACCAGUGGAGCGCUCAAUUCUCUUUGGGCGGCUGGUACGCAGAAGGACAAGCUGAUUAACGGUGCUUAUUAUGGACCUGUAGGAUAUCGUUGCGGUGGCACUGCUUUUGUUCAAAAUGCCGAUGUUGCUCGCAAACUAUGGGAUUGGACCGAGGGCCAGGUUUCGAAGCACUGA